Molecule: messenger RNA, 6387 nt
Organism: Solenopsis invicta (red fire ant)
Lineage: Eukaryota; Metazoa; Arthropoda; Insecta; Hymenoptera; Formicidae
Gene: G9a
Product: histone-lysine N-methyltransferase EHMT1
Exons: 12
Coding region: 1143-5174 (1343 amino acids)
Cellular component (GO): nucleus
Molecular function (GO): histone methyltransferase activity; zinc ion binding; protein-lysine N-methyltransferase activity
Source: RefSeq, a predicted model, not a curated record
UUGACACAAUUGUGAAUCACUUUGAUGUCAUUUUGACUUGUUGUUCUGCUUGGGUUACGUCCCCCCAAAAACCUAAAUCGAUGCAUCAAAGCGGCAACAGCAACAAUCCUGCGUGAACGGCGACACGCCGAACAAAGUACAUUCAAUCGCUAAUAAUGGUCGUGCCCUUUCUCCCUCCCCUUUCUUCUUCACAUUAGGAGUAACUCGGGAGCGAGUAUAAGUACCGUGCGCCUCGAGAAACAUAUAGGAAUCAAGAUUGAAUUAAAUGUCGCUGAAGGUUAAUUUGAGCUGACGCCGCGCAUGAGCUGCGGCGCGUAGAAACGGUGCGGAAAGAAAACGGUUCCGUCGCCGUCGCCGUCCCUGAACAAUCAAUAUGGCUUCCAGCUUGCAUUGCUCGAUGCUCUCUCGAAGCCUCGGUGUGCACGCCAGCGUGAGCGCAACCAUCAGCAACCAUCUUUCUCUCUCUUUUCCUCCUUCGCAGGGAAUUUUAGCGCGCGGUCGGUUCGGGCCGUUUCGCGCCUCUUCGGGAUCGUCGAUCCGCGAUUAGUCGAGCGAGCCUUGGUCGGGAAACUCCGGAGUUCUCGUGCUUCUCGACUCGCCGCGACUAAGCCGAGAGUAGCUAGCUAGAGGUAGUCGAUGGAAGCGGUGGGACACGCGUGCGUGUGGUACGCUGUUUAUUCUGUGGUACAGGCGGCGAAGGCGUGAGAGAAAGAGUGAGAGAGAGAGAGGGAGGAGGGAAAAGAUCGAGAGGACGAAGAAAGAAGAGGCGUAAGCAGCGUCCCGCCAUCGGUGGCGGAGGAGGAUCGACGGGUUCGCGUCGUCGAUAAGCGUCGCCGAUAAGCGCGUCGGGGUGAGAUCGAUCGCCGCGCCGGAAAGCGGCGCGUUAGUCGGGCAGGUAGGACGAAGGGCGGGAUACGAGGAUAGAGAACGGAGAAGGAGAGCGGAACACGAUUGUGGAAGAGAGGGCGAAGGUGAAGGAAAGCAAAAAGAAGAUAACUUGAAGGAUACGUGGAGAAGUAUGUACCGGUAGGAGCAGAGGCACAGACAGGAUGAGAUACGUCCUCGGAAAUGCGCGUCAUUUGCGCUCGUCGCAACAGAUUCGUCGCUCGUAGCGGUGACUAGCUCGCGCGUGCUCCACAGGCAUGGCCGAUGUAGCGUCGCCGGAUGGCGACAACGGGCUCGUCGCCGCGACGCCCGAAGGGUGUCGGGCGCCACUGAUGACGGCGGAGACUGACGGCACCAACGGCGGGAAAGGGGAUAUGGCCGCCGCCGACAACAGAGUUGUCAACGACAAGGUCAGUAUUCAUGAGAUCCUCGAGGGGAUGACGAAUGAAUUUAACAAGGGUGUAAGUCCGACGAAGAAUAAUGACAGUGAUAAACUGGGAGCGGAAGAGAUGGUGACGUCGUCGUUGCCGUCGAAGGUCGUCGACGAGGUGUCCAAGAGCGAGGGAGAGCUUGACGGUGUCAGUAAGGGAUCUGCUGAAAUUCCAGAGAAUGUAGUUACCUCUCAAAUCUUGAAGGAAAACCACAAAAGUGAGGAGGAAGGUUCACCGAGUAAGCAGGAGGCUACCAAAAAGGACAGCAAAGCCAGGAUUGUCCUGACGUUUAGGACUAUCAAUGAGAAGACACAUCAUGGCAAAAAGACCAAGAUUUCCUCUAAUCUCAAAAAAGUUCCUGAGGAAUUAGCUAAUUUGAAGUGUGAUCAAAUAGGUGGCGUCUCAGUGAAGAUAGAAAACCUUGAUGAUAUUUCUGAUGCAGUGGAAGAGUCUCAAGCUGAGGAGUCCCAAGCAGAGGAAUCUCAAGCAGAGGAGUUCCAAGCAAAGGAGUCUCAAGCGGAAGAGUCUCAAGCGGAGGAGUCUCAAGUGGAAAAGUCCCAAGUGGAGGAGUCCCAGGUGGAGGAGUCUCAAGUGGAGGAACCUCAAUCAGAGAAGUCUGAAGUAGAGGAAACGAAGAAAAUGGAAUCUACAAAGGUGAUAGAACCAAAAUCUAUGGAUGAAGAUAAAGUGGAAACUGUAGAAGAGAAGCUCAAUAGCGAACUUCCUAUCCAGAACAAGUCUGAAACCACAGAGAAUAAUCCUGAAAAUUGCAAGGCUGAAGAUACCACGCAACAAGAGACUACUGCACCAGUUACCAGAAAAAGAAGGAUUGGACGACCUAGAUUAAGAGCACUUAGUGAUUCAGUCCCUCAAGAUGAAGAACCUCCUGGUCCAAAACGCUCUGCUAGAAGGCUGUGUAAAGAAUCUGUAAAGAGUACUGUACUAGAAAGUGCCAUGGCACGUAAGGAGAAAUCCAAUUACACAGAAGAGUAUAAAAAGAGGAGAUACAACAGACCGGGACGACCCAAGAAGAUUAUCCCAGGCAAAGAGCAGGCGAAGCAAAUGAAGUCAUCUGAUGCCCCUCAGGAGAUGGAAACAUCACUAGUGUCUGAUAUUAGCAUGACUGAGAGCACGAUGUUGGAGUCAUCGCGCAACACCUCGCUGUCGGAAACUAGCAUAAAUGAUAGCGUGGAAGAUUUGCAGUCAUUCUCAUCUGAUUUCGAAGGGAUGCCAAAGCUAACACCGAUGACGAGAAGCUCGGAAUCACAGAACAAACUGAGCAAUUCCAUCGGUAGUCCUGGCAGUGAUGAUAUACCUUUAGCAGAUAUCCAGAAACCUUUUCUAAAACCUGCCACGCAAUCUGUCGCUCGAUCCAAGAGAGAGAGGGGCCGUCCUCGUGGAAGUACUCAAGCCGCGCGAAAGAUAGCAAAAACAGAUCUAUAUGAAGAUGGUUCCCCAUCCGUUGCAGAAGCAGGGAAAAAUAAUGAUUAUCCUGAAGACUUACCAGUCAAACGAACUCGCCGGAGUAUGGUGUCGAGCCCGAGUCCCGCGGAAGGACAAGCAUCGAAGCCGGAGUCGACAGCAAUUAUGAGUGAAACAUAUAUGCAAUCCAUGCUGUGCCUAUGCCAAAUACGAUCUCAGUUAUAUGUAACGAUAACUGGUUCUGGAGCACCACUCUACUGUACUGCUAUCGAUUCGAUCGACAACCGAAUAGUGGGCUGCUGCAACGAAGUGGAUGCCAAUGAUGUAGCGAUGCGGCGACCAAGCACUCGCGUACCUUUUAUUAUUCUCUGUCGUAUGCACAAGGAACGAUUGCUGCGCCACAAUUGCUGUCCUUCAUGCGGCAUGUUCUGCUCACAAGGCAGGUUCGUGCAGUGUACCAAUGGCCAUCAGUACCAUCGCGAAUGUGAGAUAUAUCCGAACAAAAAAGGCGUUUGUCCUCACUGCGGUAGCGAGACUUCAGCCUAUGACGUACUGGUAACAUUAAAUGGUAUGCGACGACCAGUAUUCAUUCCCACACGGAAAAAAUUUUCCAAGUUGCCAUCUGCAAAGAUGAGCCUACCUGGAAAAGGUGACAACACCAAGUUAGCUGAACGUCCGCCCAGUCCAUUGGUCAAGCCCGAUGUUAUCAAGAUACCCGAACCGUCGAUUAAUACUGAAAGACCAGAGCGUUACACUAUCAUGAGUCUUUAUACGUCCGUGAAGAACGGGGAUCUUGAAAAAUUGGUAAAUGUAUUAGCAUGUGGUUACAAUGCAAAUCACACAUUCCGGGAUUACGCUCAUCGGACCGGUCUGCACAUAGCGGCAGAUAAAGGCCAUUUGUCAUGUGUACACGUUCUGGUUCAAGCUGGUGCUCAAGUAGAUGUAAUGGAUAGAAAUCAAUUAACGCCAUUAAUGUUAGCCGCGAUUAAGGGUGAUGCCGCCGUGGUGAAGUACCUAGUCAGGACAGGCGCUGACGUAACGCUGAAGGGCGAGGACGGUAUGACCGCUCUGCAUAUGGCUGCUAAAUCCGGUCACUUAGAAGUUUGCAAAAUCAUUCUGACUGAGUGUAAAGUGCCGAGAACAUUAGUAGAUUGUGUGGACGACGGCGGCUGGACAAGUUUAAUCUGGGCGUGUGAGUUUUGCCAUGCGGAUGUCGCACGAUAUUUAUUGGACAAGAAAUGUGAUCCGCUUAUACGAGAUGCCGAGCAAAAUAUAGCGUUGCAUUGGAGUGCCUUCAGUGGCAGUUCCGAAAUCACGGAGAUGCUUCUCAAUGAGGGCUGCGAUGUGAAUGCUGUCAAUGUCCACGGUGAUACCCCCUUACACAUAGCAGCUAGACAGGAUCAAUAUGCAGUCAGUGUUCUGCUAUUAGCGCGUGGUGCUAAAAUAGGAGAGGUUAAUGCUGCCGGCGAAACCGCAGUGAAUUGUUGCGCCUCGGAUGGUGAUACAAUGGCUGCCUUGAGAUUAAACGCGAAAGUCAACGAACUCUCCGAACACAUGUGGGAGAAGACAGUUAAAAUAUUGACAAAUGAUAUUUCACGCGGAAAAGAAACAAAUCCUGUACAAUGUGUUAACGGAUAUGAUUCUGAGGACAAGCCGACGGAUUUUGUUUAUGUAACGGAGAAUUGCUUCACGAGUCACAUCAAUGUGGACCGCACAAUUACUUCGUUGCAGUCUUGUCGAUGUGAGGAUAAUUGUAGUUCCGAAAAGUGCUUAUGCGGAAAUAUAAGUCUGCGAUGUUGGUAUGACGAGGAGGGAAAACUCAUACCGGAAUUUAAUUAUUCAGAUCCACCAAUGUUAUUUGAAUGUAAUCCGGCUUGCGAUUGUAACCGCAUUACAUGCAAUAAUCGAGUGAUUCAACACGGACCAACACAACGGUUCCAAUUGUUUCGCACAAAGGGCAAGGGCUGGGGUCUCCGAACUCUCCGGCUUAUUCCUAAAGGCACCUAUGUUUGCGAAUAUGUCGGCGAAAUAAUCUCUGAUUCCGAGGCUGAUCAUCGUGAAGAUGACUCCUACUUAUUCGAUUUGGACAACAGAGAUGGAGAAACAUACUGUAUAGACGCUAGACGUUACGGAAAUAUCGCUCGGUUUAUUAAUCAUUCGUGCGCGCCGAAUCUGUUGCCGGUGCGAGUGUUCGUUGAACAUCAGGAUUUGCAUUUUCCAAGGAUAGCUUUCUUCGCUAAUCGCGACAUCAAGGCAGAUGAAGAGCUCGGUUUCGAUUACGGCGAGAAAUUCUGGAUAAUAAAGUGCAAGUCCUUCACAUGUACCUGCGGUGCCGAAAACUGCCGUUACUCUGAGAAGACUAUACAAGUUACGUUGGAUAACUACCGGAGAAAGAUACAGCAAGAGGAAAUGCUGGCAGCUCAAACCUCGUCGUAACCCUAAUACGAUUUAGUUUAAUUCUUUAGGUGUUUACGAUUUCUCGUGAACGGACACGAUGACGAUGACAAUGACGAUAGCGAUCGUUGAUCAUGUGUUCUUCACGUCGCAAAACUGAUUGCCACAAUACGCCCAGAAUCAUAAAAGUACAAAUGCAAAACGGUGGUGGGAUGAUGAGCGAUUCGAUUAAGUUCUUUCAUCGAUGUUUUCUUACGCUGUAAUAUCAAUCGGCUUCGUAGCGGUCACGUUCGGUUGUGUUAUUGUUUUUUGCCGAACACCGAACGCUUGUCCGUGCUAACGUAAAAUUGACAGCCGGUCUUUCAAGAUUGUUAUUGCUCGUUUUUUGAGUAUUAUUAAAUUUUAAUAGUGAUUUGAGAUGAAAAGGUAAACGAUUUGCGAGAAUGUGUAUUUUAAGAAAAAAGUGAUAAUAGCCAAUUUAUUCGAAGGAGUUAUGAUAAAUAUUUACGACUUUUGUAAAGAAUUUUUAUUUUUUUUUUAUUUUUUGAAGCGUUUCCCAUUUUUCUUGGCAGACCGGUGGUUAAUAUCAAUUUGUAUUUUAUAAUGGAUCUUCGAUUUGUUUUGAAGAGCUUACGGAGGUAGUAAUAAUUGUAACACGUUUUGCAAAAUAUUUUUAUCAUAUUUUGUCCUAAUUCUCUUUCGAGUCAGAAACCUCAAGGAGAUUUCAAUCUCGUCCAUAUUUUGCUCUCAGGCUUGAUCGUACUUGUUUCCUACUUUUGUCGAUUUUCUCCACGAGGAUGCAAUGACUCUAAGAGAAAGUGCCACAUCAAUCUUUUCUUCCCUCCUUUUUUUUAGCGAAAUAACGGUACGCAUAAUAUAUACAUAUAUAUGUAUAUAUAUGUGUAAAAAUAUACAUAUAUAUAUAUGACAUUUAGCUAGUUUCCGUGUACGAGAUGCGAAGGUAAUAAAUUGUAUGUUGAGAAUAUUGUUACGGUCCUACUUGGACAGUAUGUGAUUGUAGGACAGAUAGGAAUAAAGCUAUCAUCGCUUUUAAGUGAAUCAACGUUGGAAUGAUCGCAGCUGCUGUGUUCCUUAUUAUAAAGUGUUAUACUAUUUUAUUCCAAUUGGUCCCGUUCGUAUUCUGGAGUAAAGCGUUUUAACGUUCGGUUCACUAUAAGCGAUACGAUUUAUAAGCAUACACCUUUUUGUACAAACGAUUAAUUUUUUGUAUAAUAAAAGUUGUAGUCCUUUUUAA